Harmonia axyridis is the source of this 366-nucleotide messenger RNA. RefSeq names its product histone H1B-like. Lineage: Eukaryota; Metazoa; Arthropoda; Insecta; Coleoptera; Coccinellidae. Gene Ontology annotation, cellular component: nucleus; nucleosome. The record is from RefSeq and is a predicted model, not a curated record. The transcript has a single exon. Gene Ontology annotation, molecular function: double-stranded DNA binding; nucleosomal DNA binding; structural constituent of chromatin. The annotation marks the transcript as partial. Gene Ontology annotation, biological process: nucleosome assembly; chromosome condensation; negative regulation of DNA recombination.
CCGACUUCAGAGAUGGUUAAUAACGCCAUCAAAGAUUUGAAAGAAAGAAGUGGAUCGUCAUUGCAGGCCAUCAAGAAAUUUAUAGCUUCCAACUAUAAAGUAGAUUCGGAAAAAUUGGCUCCUUUCAUUAAGAAAUACCUCAAAUCAGCUGUGCAAUCUGGAUCUUUAGUUCAGACAAAAGGAAAAGGCGCAUCUGGUUCGUUCAAAUUGGCAGCUGGUGGUUCGACAUCGGGAUCCCAGAAGAAAGUGAUUAAAAAAGCCACCUCCAAGUCCAAAGAUGAUCUUAAAAAAUCCACUUCGGCAUCAGCUGUGGUGACCGACAAGAAGAAAAAGAAGUCUACUGUUGCCAAAAAACAAGCCGCUGUA